GGAGCCGAUCGCACUCUUUCCGAGGCGGGGUGGCCCGGGCAGCGGCGUCCUGUUCGUUUGGGGUUGUAGAGGCGGUAGAGCAUGCAGACCAGCUCCAAGCAAGCGGUGCAGGCGGCGGCGCAAGAGCUGCUGAAGUUUGUGCACCGCAGCCCGUCCCCUUACCACGUGGUUGCUGAAUGUCGGAAUCGCCUGCUUAAGGCUGGUUUCCAGGAACUGAAAGAAACUGAACACUGGGAUAUCAAGCCUGACAGAAAGUAUUUUGUGACCCGAAACUUUUCAACGUUGGUUGCUUUUGCUGUGGGGGGACAAUUCCAGCCAGGUAAUGGCUUCACAUUGGUUGGAGCUCACACUGACAGUCCCUGUUUGCGGGUGAAACGGUCUUCAACAUGUAAUCAGGAAGGUGCAGUCCAGGUGGCUGUGGAAACAUAUGGAGGCGGUAUCUGGAACACCUGGUUUGACCGUGAUCUCUCUGUGGCGGGAAGAGUAAUUUUCAAGGACCUGUCCACGGGGCGGCUGGAGCAACAGCUAGUGAGGGUGGAACAGCCUAUUCUCCGCAUCCCAAAUUUAGCCAUCCAUCUCCAGCGCAACGUGAAUGAGAGCUUUGGACCAAAUACUGAGCAACACCUGGUUCCAAUUCUGGCCACUCAAGCCCAGGAGAUAUUGGAGAAGGGAGACUCCAUAACAGAAGACAGCUGCACCCAAUCUUUCCAGAAUCGUCAUUCUCCAAUUCUGAUCUCCCUUCUCUGCUCCCAUCUGGAAGUGAAACCUGAACAACUGGUGGAGAUGGAACUGUGUUUAGUAGAUACCCAGCCCCCAACACUGGGUGGUGCCUUCAAUGAAUUUAUAUUCUCUCCUCGCCUGGAUAACCUACACAGCUGCUAUUGUGCCCUGCAGGCUUUGAUUGAAUCUACCGAUGAUCCUGAUGUUCUUGCUCAAGAGCCCAAUGUGCGCCUGGUUGCACUCUACGACAAUGAAGAGGUUGGUUCAGAAAGCGCUCAAGGGGCUGCCUCCCUCCUCACGGAGCUUAUUCUUCGUCGCAUUUCAUCUUCGCCCCAGAACCUUACAGCAUUUGAGGAAGCAGUGCCCAAAUCGUGCAUGAUCAGUGCAGAUAUGGCUCAUGCAGUGCACCCCAAUUAUGCGGACAAGCAUGAUAAGAACCAUCGGCCACAGUUUCACAAGGGACCUGCUCUGAAGAUAAACAGCAACCAACGCUAUGCCUCCACUGCUGUCACGGAGGCAUUGAUUCGUGAGAUUGCCACUCGUGUCAACGUUCCUUUACAAGAAUUUAUGGUUCGAAAUGAUUCUCCUUGUGGCACAACCAUUGGACCCAUCCUGGCUUCCCAUCUUGGUUUGCGUGUUCUUGAUAUGGGUUGCCCACAAUUAGCUAUGCACUCCAUUCGUGAGAUGUGCUGCACCUCAGGGGUUCUUCAGACCAUCACUCUCUUCAAGUUCCUUAGGCUGGAUAAUAAUUAAAGCAGCUUUAAUCCAGUGACCUCUGUGCAGUUCAGAGGCUUGCUGAGUUUUGAUUUGUUUUUCUGUCUCGCUUCAGAACAGAAAUUACCUCCUAGUCAUAUUUACACUAUUAUGGCUGAGCCCGAGAGGCAUAAAAUAACCUUUGAACCCU
Molecule: messenger RNA, 1624 nt
Organism: Protobothrops mucrosquamatus (brown spotted pit viper)
Lineage: Eukaryota; Metazoa; Chordata; Lepidosauria; Squamata; Viperidae
Gene: DNPEP
Product: aspartyl aminopeptidase
Biological process (GO): proteolysis
Molecular function (GO): zinc ion binding; aminopeptidase activity
Source: RefSeq, a predicted model, not a curated record